Molecule: messenger RNA, 1839 nt
Organism: Ostreococcus tauri
Lineage: Eukaryota; Viridiplantae; Chlorophyta; Mamiellophyceae; Mamiellales; Bathycoccaceae
Product: unnamed product
Exons: 1
Coding region: 1-1839 (612 amino acids)
Source: RefSeq, a predicted model, not a curated record
AUGUCCUACGUCUUGGACAUCCGCGAGCUCGUGCACAAGCUCCCGUUCCAUCACUUCAGCUCGCACGAGCUGAAAUCGUCCGCAGUUUUCAUCGGUCUCACGUACGCCACGCCCUGUCUGGCUCUCAUCGCGGUGUGCGCCGUGUACUUCAAGUUGUACACGUUACGGAACAACAGGGUGUUUGAGAAUGUCAACGUAAAGGAACACAAAACACGAGCGAUCGUCACCGCGUGCAUUGUCUUGGCGUUCGGCCCGGCGUCGAGCGUGAGCUUUACGUUUGGGUUCAGAGGCGGACUGAACACUCUCAAGAUAAUUCAGGCGUGGGCCGAGGAGGCGCAGAGAGGGGCGAGGAAGAUCGGAUUGACGAUGAUGGGGAUGGACGAUGCGUUGACGAAAUUAAAGGCGGAGGCGACGGCGGCGACGGACGUGGUCGCGACGGCGACCGUUAACACGGCGCUCUCGGCUGUGGCGACGGCGCUGGUGAACGAUGGAGGCGCGGCGGAAUUCGUGGACGAUUUGAACUACUUCAGGUGGGUCAAGGAGUUUAGAAUAUUUACCAUAAUGUCCAUGGUAUCUUUCUUGGUCGCCAUCGUGCUCUUGAUCACCAGCGCCGUGCUUCCAAUCAUGGCGUUGUCGGAGAAGAGACCGGCGCACACGUGGUGGAAGACAAAACGGGGGAGUAAGAGCCUUACGCCCGAUUUGUUCGUUCGUGGGUUCCCGUUGGUGUCGCUCAUGUAUCUUUUCACCGUGUGUGCGAUCUAUUGGCCCAUCGCCGUGCUCGGCGCCGAGGUUUGCUUCGCGUACGAGGGCAUGGUGGAGUUCCAAGUGCCGGAAAAUUUGCAGCUCUACAUGGUGUGCCCGCGCUUUGGGUACGAACUCGGCGAGUACUUGCAAAACAUGCACGCCGAUCAAACUAAGUUGAACUCAGCGGUGGCGAACGUGGAGGCGUUAACGGGAACGUACGCGUCAUCGGCGAAUAUGGCGGCGCUUAAAUUAGCGAAGAAGACGUACGAGGCUGAUGUCGCACAAAUCUUUGAAGGUUUGGGCGACUGCCAACCCAUGAGCGACACCAUCGAGCUCGCCACCGCGCAAGUGUGCAACGAAGUCGUCCUCAGUCUGCAGAUGGUCGUCGCAAUCACGUUUGGCUUGUCGCUGUUCCUCAUGUACAGCACCAUGCACCAAUGGUUCGGCUCUGACGUCGCCAAGGAGUUGGCGGGAGACGAGGAAGAGAGCUUGUUCUCCAAGCUCACGUCAGGGGACAAACUUUCGGCGAAAUCCAAGUUUGGUCAAAAGAAGAAGACCGACGGUCACGAGAAGGACAAGAAGGACAAGAAGGACAAGAAGGAUAAGAAAAAGAAGAGACGAACCAGCGGAGGGAGCUCGAUGGAGGGCUUACCUGGAGGAGCGUCGGCGAGCGCUUCAGUAGCGGCGACGCCGCAGGCACAGUCCACAGAAGCGAUGCCCUCGAGAUCUGCAGAAAAGAUAGGAACGACCGAGUCAGACGACAGGGUGGAGGAGUAUGACGUUCGCGCGCCCUUACUCGCCGAAUCUGACGAACGCGCCGACGACAAGGAAUUCGCUAAUGAAGAGGCCACGACGAGCACCUCCGAAUCCGAAAGCUCCGUCUCAGAGGAAGAUGAAGAAGAGGGCGUUGAGCCGUCGGCGCAACCGGCGGAGAUCGAACUCAAGGACGUGAUGAACGACGACGCCGAGGAUGCGAACACGCCGGUGACGCUUCCGAGUGAGCGCAACGCCCAUUCGAGCCCGCCGCUAACGGAGCCGGAACCAGAGCGUCCAUCGUCGCCCAAAAUGAUGGAUAAAGAGUUCGCCGACGAAUAG